Messenger RNA from Tarenaya hassleriana, 2135 nucleotides. RefSeq names its product rop guanine nucleotide exchange factor 6. The transcript is spliced from 7 exons. Bases 210 to 1928 code for a protein of 572 amino acids. The record is from RefSeq and is a predicted model, not a curated record. NCBI's taxonomy places the organism in Eukaryota, Viridiplantae, Streptophyta, Magnoliopsida, Brassicales, Cleomaceae. Gene Ontology annotation, molecular function: guanyl-nucleotide exchange factor activity.
UCUGCAUGUGACCCCCCUCUUUGUCCUUUUGCAUCUGCAACUUCAAAACUUGAAUGUCCAAAAACUGUUUUUUUUUCCUCCUUGUAUGGAGAAUAAUCAGAAAGAGCCGUUCCUCGAUUUCAUGACCCACCAAUUCCAUUCUUAUUCUCUAUGAUCUCUCUUUCAUCUUCUGGGUAUCGGGAAAAAUUCUUACUUUUCGCGUGAAGGACAUGGAAAAGAUGGUGAAUAGCUGUGUUGGGUUCGAGAGAGGAAGACCACGGCUCGACGACGGUAAAAGGAUUUCUGGUUCGGUGGACUCGGUGACUGAGUUCACAACCGAGUCGAGCUCGAGCAGCUCGAGUGGGGUUGGAUCGAGCUGCGGGAGCUUCGCCGAGGGAAGAAAUUCGACGGCGGCGGAGGCGGAGGAGGAGGGGCCUGUCUCCUCGCCGAUGCCAUCGCCGCCGCCGCCGCCGUCGAAGCUUCUAGGUUGGCCGUUGGGGAAAGCUUCGUGGCGGAAGAGGUCUGGGAAGAAGAAGAAGCCGACGAUGACCAAUGCCGACAAUUUUGGGUUCAAGAGAUUGGGUGCAGAGAUUUCAGAAGUCGAGUUGGUGAAGGAGAGAAUGGCAAAGUUGUUGCUUGGUGAAGACAUGUCAGGCUCUGGUGAAGGUGUUUGCUCAGCUCUAGCAAUCUCUAAUGCCAUCACCAAUCUUUCUGCUUCGAUUCUGGGGCAGCUAUGGAGGUUAGAGCCACUGCCUACUGAGAAAAAAUCCAUGUGGAAAAGAGAAAUGGAAGUUCUUCUGUGUGUCAGUGAUCACAUUGUUGAAUUGGUGCCUUCCUUCCAGAGUUUCCCCAAUGGAAGCAAGGUUGAGGUGAUGACCUGCAGAACGAGAUCCGAUCUCUCGACUUGCCUUCCGGCUCUUCGUAAGCUAGACAAUAUGCUUCUUGAAAUAUUGGACGGUUUCGGAGAGACCGAGUUCUGGUACGUAGAUCAAGAUGUCGUAACUCCGGUAUCCAAUGGCUCGGCUUCUUUCCGGGAACAAAUUUGUAGCAGACAAGAUGAAGACAAGUGGUGGCUGCCACUGCCUCGUGUGCCGCCCGGGGGCCUCCGCGAAAACUCGAGGAAAAGAUUGAAUCACACUCGUGAAUUCACUAACCAAAUCUUGAAAGCCUGUUUGGCGAUAAACAGCAUCGCCUUGGCUGAGAUGGAGGUUCCCCGGUCAUACCUAGAUGCUCUUCCAAAGAACGGGAGAUCCUGUCUAGGCGAAUUCCUGUACAGAAACAUCACUUCUGAUAACUUCUCUGCCGAAUUCUUGCUCGAAUCCAUAGACCUGUCAUCUGAGCACGACGUUGUAGAAAUGGCAAACCGGGUUGAAGCGUCUAUAUACAUUUGGCGUAGAAGAGCUCACUUGAAGCUUUCGAUCUCUCCGUACCGAGCAGCUGCAAGAUCAUCAUGGGGAAUGAUGGUGAAGGACAACGACAAAAGAGAAAUGCUCUCGGGGAGAGCGGAAAGCUUGUUGCUCUGCUUGAAACAGCGUUUCCCGGGUCUACGACAAACCGCCUUAGACAUCAGCAAGAUACAAUGCAACAAGGACAUAGGGAAGUCGAUUCUCGAGAGCUACUCGAGGGUUCUCGAGAGCUUGGCGUACAGUAUAGUGGUACGGAUAGAGGAGCUUUUGUACGUGGACGACAUAACAAAGGAUUCAGACAACAAGUUAAGACUGGUUUCAUCAAAAGCUGGUUCGGGUUCUCAGAGAAGACUGUCGGCUCCAUUUUCUUCAGUGUCAUUCUCAGGCACACCGUACAGAACAGGGUCGUUUUCGACGCCGAGUUAUUCUCCGAUGCCAUUGGUAAGUCCCAUGAGAACAGAGAGAACUCCAUUUCUCUCUAGCAGGGAUGGACGUGGUGGGUUCGGAGUUAGAAAAGCCUUGGCCCAUUAUCUUCGCAGUUGAAAUCAACUAGGGUCGGUUUGGAUUUCGGUCCAAGAUACCCGGUUCCCGAAAAAACUAGGGUUAGGGUUUUGUUAUGUGUAACUUGUUGAGUGAAUUUGUGUAUUUCACACAUUCUUUCACAUUCUGGGUGUUGUGUUGUGUGUGUGUGUAUAUAUAUAUACAUACAUACCUGGAUCAGAGAUUCAGAACAGAGCAAAUCACAGACAA